AAACAGGAUGUGACGGAAUCUUCCGGCGACGUCAGCUUGCUUUCAACAGUGGGUGACGUCAAUAAAAGGAUACUCAUCAUGUUUCAUGGAAUACCUGCCUCUGGAGUGAUGGGAGGAGCGCCUGCCAACAAACCAGAACUGUAUGAGGAAGUGAAAUUGUACAAAAAUGCCAGAGAAAGGGAAAAGUACGACAACAUGGCAGAGUUAUUUGCUGUGGUGAAGACACUUCAGGCCCUGGAGAAAGCCUACAUUAAGGACUGCGUGACUCCCAAUGAAUACACAGGUGCUUGCUCAAGAUUGCUGGUCCAGUAUAAAGCUGCUUUCAAACAGGUCCAGGGAUCAGAUGUGGGCUCCAUCGAUGACUUUUGCCGGAAAUAUAGGCUCGACUGUCCACUGGCCAUGGAGAGGAUCAAAGAGGAUCGACCAAUCACCAUCAAGGAUGACAAGGGCAACUUGAAUCGCUGCAUUGCAGACAUAGUAUCUCUCUUUAUCACAGUGAUGGACAAGCUUCGACUCGAAAUUCGUGCCAUGGAUGAGAUCCAGCCUGACCUGAGAGAGCUGAUGGAGACCAUGAACAGGAUGAGCAACAUGCCCCCAGAUUCAGAGGCCAAAGACAAAGUCAGCCUCUGGUUAACCACACUAAGCAGCAUGUCUGCAUCCGAUGAGCUUGAUGACUCCCAGGUUCGCCAGAUGCUAUUUGACCUGGAGUCUGCCUACAAUGCCUUUAAUCGUUUCUUACACUCUUCUUAAACACUCAUUCCUUCUCUGAUCUCUUCUAGUUCCUUGUCACCAGCUUCCUCUCUUUUAUCAAACAUCUGUGUUUCUUUUUCCCUUUCAUGCCCAUAGGUUCUUGAGAUUUCCAUUUAGAAACUCAAGUCAGUGUACCGUUUACUCUGGCUGUUCUUGUCAUGUCAGCUUUGUAUAAUUCUCUGAUUUGUUCUCUUUGAAAAGUAGUCUAUUUCUUAAUAGUCUUUGAAAGAGUUCUCUAGCUCCUGAUCAUAAGGUUGGCUAUAGCGAAUGUAUUUAGCCACCAAAGAUGCAGAGAGAACAUAGUGGAAAAACAUCUCAAAGAUUUUGGAUAUAUUCUAGGGAAGAGAUGCUGGCCUUUAUUUAUAAAUAUAAUAAAUGAACAUAUGAGAUAUUGUUUACACAUCUCUUAAAGGAAUAUUCCAGAUUCAAUACAAGUUUAGCUCAAUUGACAGCAUUUUUGGCAUAACAUUGAUUACCACAAAAAUGUAUUUUGAAUUGCACUUCCUUUUCUUUAAAAAAAAAAAAAAAGCACAAAUCUAGGAUAGUGAGGCACUUACAAUGGAAGUGAAUGGGGCCAAUUUUUGAAAGUUAAAAUACUCUGUUUUUCAAAAUUAUAGCCACAAGACAUAAACAAUAUGUGUGUAAACAUGAUUUUAGUGUGAUAAAAUCACUUACUAAACUUUUCUGUAUAAAGUUAUAGCCAAUUUUACAACUUUGUUGCCAUGACCAUGGAAUAUCAACAAACCCUAAAUUGACUGUAAAAAAAUAAAAAAAAGACAAUUUAAACUUUACAUUUCAAAUAAUACAUGAAUUUUUAAAGAAUAAUUAAUAUGUCCUUUUAUAAAAUUAUAAGCUUCACAUUCCUGCCUUAAAACCCUCAAAAUAUUGGCCCCAUUCACUUCCAUUGUUAGUGCCUCACUGUAAUCUCGAUUUUUGCUUUUUUUAAAGAAAAGCGGUAUGAGUUGAAAUACACUUUUGUGAUAAUCAACAUUAUGCCACAAAUGCUGUCGAUUGAGCUGAACUUGUAUUGAAUCCGGGAUAUUCCUUUAGUAUCAUAUCCAAGAACAAGAUUUGACACUGUUGUCAGCUCUGAAUGAUAUUUUAAACUGAUAAUAUCCCUUUCUCAGCAUUUUCCCAUGUUUCUUUUUGUUUAAGUAGAUUAUUUUCCAGUUUUCAAAUAAGACUAGUUUAUUACAUGUCAUUUACAGUACACCAGAAUUUAUUGGGUGGUAAACUUGCCUUUUAUAACAGAGAGCCUGUUUCAUAACUUGGUGUGACUUCUAUGGUUAAUGGUGUUGGUUUAUUUUAUUUCAUUAUGUAAUAAGUCAUAUUUAUUCAGUGACCAUUGUAAAUAAAAUAGUUUUGAAAUAAACUAUAUAACACUCAAAAUUAAAAAUGUACCCUGCUCUGAGUGUGCUCUUUCUGUUUAGUUUUGUGGUAGCCUAAUACUAUUUACAAUGAAUUAUUGGUGUAAAUACUUAUAAUAAAACUGCCAAAGGCAUCAUUUAUAUCAAAGACA
Molecule: messenger RNA, 2269 nt
Organism: Myxocyprinus asiaticus (Chinese sucker)
Lineage: Eukaryota; Metazoa; Chordata; Actinopteri; Cypriniformes; Catostomidae
Product: vacuolar protein sorting-associated protein 28 homolog
Exons: 10
Coding region: 79-750 (223 amino acids)
Biological process (GO): protein transport to vacuole involved in ubiquitin-dependent protein catabolic process via the multivesicular body sorting pathway
Cellular component (GO): ESCRT I complex
Molecular function (GO): protein-containing complex binding
Source: RefSeq, a predicted model, not a curated record